Molecule: messenger RNA, 3613 nt
Organism: Amoebophrya sp. A25
Lineage: Eukaryota; Dinophyceae; Syndiniales; Amoebophryaceae
Source: the annotation of a GenBank genome assembly
CGUGUGAUCUGUUCAACUCCAUAAAGUCCUGGGCAACAUGCGGCGUAGUUGUUUUAGUGCAACAAAGGAUUCGACUCAAGCCCCCGUGCUGACGUAGACAAAGAGAAACUUGAUAGCUAUAUUUCAAAGUGGUUGAUGCAUUUCUGAGGUGCGCUUGGAGCUCGGCUGCGCGAAUUUGCAGAGCUGGCGUUUUGGCGGCACCUCCGUGAGUCUGAGGAGUGCCGGACUACUGUGUCUGUGGAUGAUCGGCAGCAUCAGGCUCCAGUUUUUGUUAGAUAAUCUCUUCGUGGUUGAGACGCAAAGGAGGUUUUUUUUGCUCUUCGUGGUUGAUAAAGGUCCACCGUGGUCUUACGGAAUAAAAACUAUUGGCGCCAGGAAUAGUACAUGAACGCAGAAAAAUGAUGUUGGCGAGGCAAGCUCUGCGACGACCACUGGCGGCGACGUCAGCGGGGUCCUCAGGAGGACCAGUGGCCGGGAGCGGGAUCUCAAGGACAGUGCACACAACGGCGAGGACGAACCUUCUAGGCCGUUUCGGCGAAACGGCGAGAUCCGCGCCACUUCCUGCCGCACAGCUCAUAGUCCAACGAUGCUUUGGAGGAGGAGCUAUGGAACCGCAUCGACACGGUCGAGAACACCUUAGGCCGAAUGGCGGCAUCAUUGAUGGAUUGGCGAAAAUGGGCGAGUUCUUCCACGAACUGCCGACUGCAGAACUAAACAAAUGUACUCUGUACUGUGUACUUGUACUGUAGUCCUACUAGCUCCUACUAUCGCGAGGACUCCAUUUAGAAACCACCUGAAGCUGCAGGCUCCUUUGACACCUGUCCGUCCUCUUCGAAUUGCUCCUUUGAUUACCCAUGAAUUUCCCAGGUGUUCCGCAAAAGAUGACGCAUGAACGCGGCCAGCAUUGGGUGCACGGAAACGAUGUAUCCCAUCACUUAGCCGAGCAGACCGCAUAUUGCCACUACGUUGAUGUAUUCUUUUAUUUAUCGUAUUUGAUUUUCUUGAUGCACUGCAGCGGCAGUUGUAGUUUGAUUUGUAUUUGUGGCAGCACGAUUAUCGUGAAGAUGAGAAGUGUUUGAUCUCUUACAAGGUGCCGGUUUUCCGAUCAAAUGAUACAAUGUUUCAUACCUGAUAAUUUUAUCUCUACAAGUACCUCCUGCGACCUUUUAACUACAGCCGCCAUACCGUCCACGAGACAAGAACAGGAAUUGGGGUGACGGCGAAUACAGAAUGUAUGUCGAAUGGCUAAACUUUUAUGUACCGGUCUUCAUCCUGGCUGGGAUGGCGGUUCCGGCAGUCUGUGGUCUCUAUGCGAUGGAGGAUGCAGUGGACUGUGAACUCGUCGUCAAAGUGAUCGGUCGCCAAUGGUACUAUAAUCGCCGUCGGGGUCUACAAAUUCGAUCAUGAUUUACGCCUACUUAUCAUAAUUUUCAUUGGAGUAGAGAAAUCUAAAUUACCUGACUUGCCUUCAUGAUUUUCUUGUCAGCUUGGCCGCUUACACUACUCGAGCCGGGCUUGCGGGACCGCAGCCAGGUGUAGCUCAAGCCCCCCCACCCUGACCACACUCCUCUGUAUCGGUUUCGUAUCUGCUAACUAAUAUCCCUUUUCGCACCCUCCUCCAACCGUGUGCUCCUGCUCUUUUUCGUUUAGAUUAUUUACUCGUUGGCAUCGCUCCCGCCCAGGUGUGUCAUUCUCGACAAGACACAACGUAGCUAGUUACUAGAUAUCGGGAAAGCCUUGGCACUUCUUUGCCAUGCGUUAGCCCCUCGCGUUUGCCUUGGCUGUUACCCCUUUUGUUCCGCCUCGCUGUCUCCAAGUCUUUGCUCUCCUUCACCUUCCUCACCUCCACCUCCCUGCCUUCACCUCCCUGCCUUCACCUCCCUGCCUUCACCUCCCUGCCUUCACCUCCCUGCCUUCACCUCCCUGCCUCCAUUUCCUAACCUCCAUCUCGCUGCUUCCACCUCCUUGCCUUCACUUCCUUUCUCCCACCUCCCUGCCCUCAGCCUCACCUCCUUGCCCCCAUCUUUCUACACCCAAUAAUUGCCGUUUCUCACCUCUCUACGUACCCCUCCCUUCCUACCCCCUCCAUCUCUCUACCCCCACCUUCCUACCCGCACCUCCUUGCUUUUACCUCCUUGCCCCCACCAAGCGGGGCCUCUCUAGUUAAAGUUACGCACUCCCUAGAUAUUUUCGAGUUAAGUAAAAGGGGACGCUUUCUAGUAAAAUCCCGACACUUUUUAGUUAGAGUUUGUUAUACACUUAUUUCUAGCUCUAGGUGAAAUUAAACACUUUCUAGUGAAAGUUAGACACUUGCUAGCUAUAACUCGACAGCUACUAGCUAAAAUUCGACACUUGUUAGCUAAAGUUCUACACUUACUAGUUAAAGUCCGACACUUUAUGGCUAAAAUUAGCCACUUACUAGCUAUAGUUCGACACUACUUACUGGCCAGAGUUCGACACUUGACUUCCUAGCUAUAAUUCGACACUUACUUCUGGCUAGAGUUAGACACUUCUUGGCUAGAGUUAGAUACAUACUAGCUAUAAUUCGACACUUACUAGCUAUAGUUCGACACUUACUAGCUAGAGUUAGACACUUACUAGCUAGAGUCGGACACUUAUCGGCCAUAGCUCGACAGUUACUAGCUAUAGUUCGACACUUACUAGCAAGCUAUAAUGCGACGCUUACUAUUUACAGUUCGGCACUUACUAGCUAGAGUUCGACACUUACGUACUAGUUAGAGUUCGGCGCUUAGUUACAAGUUAUGAUUAGGCACUUGCUAGGUAUAGGCCGACAGUUACUAGCUAAAGUUCGACACUUAUUAGUUAAUAUGAUUAAACUUUUUCUAGUUAUACAGUGGCACUUUCUCGUUAAAGCUAAACGCUUUCUAGUUAUAAAAUGACGCUUUCUAGUUAGAAUUAAACAGCUAUUAGUUAUAGAGUGACGCUUACUAGUUAUAAACUUCUAAUGCUUGUUUGUCUUUUUGCUAUGUUUUUUCUAUGAACGCGCAAGCUUUGUUUUUUAUUCUUAUUUUCCAUGAUUGAUAUAUUGAUUAUAAUUUUCCUAGUGCAGGGCUGCCUCUUAGUCUCUUCUUGAUUAGUCGCCGUCUAGUCCACGCGCAUUACCUGACUUGCUUUCUGAUUCUGAUGCCUCACCUACUUCAGGUAUUGGCUAUACGAGGUAGAAAGCCCCGUUCUGACUGAAGAAGAUGAGGAUUAACCGCGCAGCAUGAAGACAAUGAGUGGAGAUGAUUCGCGGCGCGGCGGAGCCAAGAUAGAAUCCAGAUGUCGAUGUUGCGUCCAAGUGCUAGAUCUGAGAAUCACCUCACUGGUUAUGCACUUCUGAUGUUGACAUUGUUCAUCUUCCUCACUGUUAUGCUUAGUUAUGCUGUUGGAAGAUCCGGCAGAUACUCUCUGAAGAUCAAGAGGAUGACUACGUAUGUUGAAGAUGACCAACUAGAAGGACGCAAAAAUAUUGAACUACGUACCCGCUCGUGCUCCAGCACGAGCUCGACUCGUAAUUUCCAAGCAGAUCGCAAACGCAAAAAACGAAUCAGAUGAAACACGCUGUGGCGGUGCGCGCUGCAGAUGAGUGAUCUGAACAGCUUGAUGGAAC